This is a messenger RNA of Penicillium lagena, 555 nucleotides long. RefSeq names its product Zn(II)2Cys6 transcription factor domain-containing protein. The record is from RefSeq and is a predicted model, not a curated record. Gene Ontology annotation, biological process: regulation of DNA-templated transcription. The transcript is spliced from 2 exons. Gene Ontology annotation, molecular function: zinc ion binding; DNA-binding transcription factor activity, RNA polymerase II-specific. Bases 1 to 555 code for a protein of 184 amino acids. Lineage: Eukaryota; Fungi; Ascomycota; Eurotiomycetes; Eurotiales; Aspergillaceae.
AUGGACCACCUAGGGUCGCGGGGUCUCCGACCCAUUGCUCCUCGCACCGUGAUGCCGGGACUCACGCCGCCAGGCCAAGGGCCACCGGGCCCGCUCCCACCAGAAGAGCCGAGGAUGAAGAGAGCAUCGACCGCAUGUACAGAAUGCAAACGACGACGGACAAGGUGCGCAGAUGGCAAGCCGGGCAAGCCAUGUUCCGAAUGCGAGACGCAUGGCCGCCAAUGUUUCUUUGAUGAAGGCUCCGACAAACGACGGAAAAUAUCCGCGAAACGCACCCAGGAAGAUUUGCGCUACUACCGUCAGUUCGUCGACUUCCUGCUCGAGGCGAUCCGCACGAGCGAAUAUUCCGUUGUCCAACAUCUCAUCGAGAUCAUCCGCGCCGGCAUGCCCGAGGAUCAGCUGGCCGCCGAGGUCGCUCAUAUCCUAAAUCGGACUCCUCUCCCCUUACCGACCGAUCGUCGAAACACCUCUGAGCCCGAUACCAAUCCCGAUUCCGAGAUGGACCCCGGCAUGGGCAAUCAAGAUCCCAUGCACAAUCUCUUUGGUUACCGGUAG